AUGUCCACCAAGGUCUUCGAGCAUGCCUUUUACAUCGGUGGCCAGAUGAGCGCCAUCCUCUACGGCGUCGAUCUCGUCAUGUACUUCACGACGAUGCAAGCGCUGCUAACAAAGUCUGACGCGCGGCGGAGCGACCGGUUCUUCACGGUGUACAGCACGAUCAUGCUGCUCCUGCUCACGAUCGACGUGUCGACCAACGCCGUGUGGGGCGAGCAGAUGUGGAUAACGUUCCGUGACGAGCCCGGCGGUGUGCCCGAGUUCAUCGCGACGCAGACUGCGGUGUGGUACGAGACGCUAUCGUCGACGUCCGUCGUCGCGCUGAUUUUCAUGAGUGAUGCGCUACUGAUCUACCGCUGUUUCAUCCUCUGGGGAUCCCGCUUGGUCAUCAUCGUCCUGCCAAUUCUCGUCUACCUAGCCGCCUUCGCCCUCGCCAUCUGCGAGCUCGUCUCCGCAGGUGUCCCGGGCGGAGACUUCUUCGCAGGCAAGUCCGUCAACUUUGGCGUGCCCUACUAUGCGCUCUCAAUCGCGCUCAACAUCUGCCUCACGCUGCUCAUCUGCGGGCGCCUCGUCUACCUCUCGCGCUUCGUGCGCGCCGCGAUGGGCAGGGAGAGCGCGCAGCUCUACACGGGGCUCGCGUCGCUCAUGAUCGAGAGCGCAGCGCCGUACAGCAUGCUCGGUAUCAUGUUCCUCGUGCCGUAUGCGCGCGGGAGCGACGUCAGCAUCGCGUUCGGGCAGGUGUGGGCGAAGCUCACGUGUCUCUCGCCGCAGCUUAUCGUCCUCCGCGUUGCGACGCGUCGCGCGUGGGACCGCACGACGAUCAGCCAGGCACAGAGCAUGCAGUUCGCGACGGGGGCGACGUCGACCGUGCAGCCGUCGACGGGCACGUCCAAGUCGGAUAAGGAGGACGAGUUGUUGCCCAUUACGUUCUCGACCGUCGGCGGGAACGGUGCAGCGCUGUUGAGCCCCGUCUCGGAUCAGGGCUCUGGAAAGUGGAGCAGGAGCGGUGUUGGUGAGGUGUAG
This is a messenger RNA of Laetiporus sulphureus 93-53, 1020 nucleotides long. RefSeq lists its product as uncharacterized. NCBI's taxonomy places the organism in Eukaryota, Fungi, Basidiomycota, Agaricomycetes, Polyporales, Laetiporaceae. The transcript is spliced from 5 exons. Bases 1 to 1020 code for a protein of 339 amino acids. The record is from RefSeq and is a predicted model, not a curated record.